CCGGGAAGCAAAGUUAUCGCCGAAAGGUUUAAGUUUAAUCGCCGCUACCAGAUGGAAGGUGAGACAAUUUCCGCAUUUUCAGUGGAACUACGCCAUAUGGCAGCAAGAUGCGAUUUUGGGACGUUCCUGGACGAUGCUCUUCGAGACAGGUUCGUGGCUGGCCUCAGCGACGCUUCGAUUCAAGCCAGCCUUCUGAAGAAAAAGGAGCUAAGCUUCGAAACCGCGUGUGACUUGGCAAGAAGCUCGGAACUGGCUGAGAAAGAAUCGAAAGGCUUCCGCCCAACCUCUGACAGGACUUUUCUCGACGAAGGCGUCCACGUCAUUCAGAAGGGUCAACAAAGACAAAAGGCGAGGACUUCGGUUGGUCUUGCAGCCGGUACCUCUUGUUACCGAUGUGCGGAGCAACAUGAUGCUGGAGACUGUCCAUAUCGAAAGGCAAGGUGUCAUUAUUGCAAAAUGACUGGUCAUCUGGCUCGGGCGUGCAAGAAAAAGAAACGAGAAGCGGUUAAUGCAUUCAACGACAACGAUGAAGAAGUGGAAGAGUUACAACUUUUUCACGUUCAGCAAAGUGGACCGACGACUCGACCUUACCGAGUGCAAGUGCACAUUGCAGGUACGCCGGUGGAGAUGCAGAUAGACACAGGAGCGGCUGUCUCGAUUAUUAGCGAGAGCGUCUUUUCGUCCCUGUCUUGUGUACAGCCACCAGUCAAAACAAGACUGCAACUUAGAACGUAUGGAGGUGCACCACUGGAAAUUGUAGGGCAAGCGGAAGUGCCUGUGGUCUACCGAGAACAACGCAAGACGUUGCCUGUCGUGGUUGUACCUGGAAGGAAGCCGUCACUACUUGGACAUGACUGGCUUGCAGAACUAAGGAUUGACUGGAAGAGCGUAUUCACGGUGCAGACAGACGGAAUGGUGGAGGAGCUGCUACGCAAGUAUAGCGACGUUUUUUCUACGGAGGUAGGACUAAUAAAGGGACACAAGGCACAGCUGGUCCUAAAGGAAGACGCCAGACCAGUUUUCUGCAAGGCUCGACCGGUUCCCUUUUCCCUGCGAACAGCAGUCGAAGAAGAAAUCCGACAGCUCGAACGGAAUGGGGUCCUGGUUCCCGUGGCACAAAGCGACUGGGCUACACCAGUGGUCGUCGUCCCUAAGGCAGACAAGAAGGUGAGGCUGUGUGGAGACUUUAAAGUUACCUUAAAUCCUUGCAUAAUGACGGAGCAUUAUCCAUUACCCUUAGUAGAAGACAUCUUUGCAGUAAUUGCGGAAGGCAAGGUCUUCACUGUCUUGGACCUAACCACUGCGUACCAACAAAUAGAAGUGCACCCUGACUCUCAAAAGCUGUUGACGCUUAACACGCACAUCGGCUUAUUUCAGUGCCUACGCAUGCCAUACGGAAUUUCCAGUGCUCCAGCCAUAUUCCAGUCGGUGAUGGAUCAAGUGUUAAAAGGCAUGAAGGGCGUUGCCUGCUAUCUCGAUGAUGUCCUCAUCACUGGAGCGUCCGAAAGGGAAUGUUUCGAACGCGUUGAAGCCGUCCUUACUCGGUUUCGGGAGCACGGCGUUCGGCUCAAGCAAGAGAAAUCUAAGCGCCCGGAUUACCAGCCAGCCAGAAGCUCGCAUUCAGUCCUACAACUACCAGGACGGCUCGAUCAAGCAGACCCCACGGCGGCUCGAGAAAUGGCAGCCCUUCCAGACCGUCAACAGGGCGACGAUCAGAUGCUGCAAGACCAAUCUUCACAUGAGCCCCCAGCAUCGGGGCGCCUUGAAGAUGACCAGGCGAUAUCCGGCCCCGAGAGCUCGGAGCAGGUACCAGUACAGUCUACACCUGGAACCUUAAGGCGUAGUACACGAAUACGCAAGGAACCUGAUAGGUGGGGAUACAGUUAAAAAGAAAAUUAAUGCUGGCAGAAGUGUUGUGAAAGUAUGACGUCACUGCCACACCCCCUGUUCGUACCUAGAUAAACAGCGCGUGUUUUGGGAAUAAAGCCAUUCCUAUUUCUGCUAUCUGCGUAGCGUCUGUAUGCAUGCUA
Dermacentor silvarum is the source of this 2030-nucleotide messenger RNA. RefSeq lists its product as uncharacterized. The record is from RefSeq and is a predicted model, not a curated record. The transcript has 2 exons. Gene Ontology annotation, biological process: proteolysis. Gene Ontology annotation, molecular function: aspartic-type endopeptidase activity. Lineage: Eukaryota; Metazoa; Arthropoda; Arachnida; Ixodida; Ixodidae. Bases 52 to 1887 code for a protein of 611 amino acids.